Molecule: messenger RNA, 240 nt
Organism: Gongylonema pulchrum
Lineage: Eukaryota; Metazoa; Nematoda; Chromadorea; Rhabditida; Gongylonematidae
Source: the annotation of a GenBank genome assembly
AUGAGAAGCUGCGAAUGCGAAGAUGUGCGUGAUAUGGCCGGACUGAAGAGGUUCCUGGAGGAGCGCGUUGUCGCACAGGCAUUAUCGGAUUUAUGGGUGUGUAUCCAAGCUUUCACAGGUUAUGCGAUGCUGUUGGAUAUCACACGCCUGCAGAAGAGUGGAGUGCUGAAUUUGAGCAUCAGUUUCCGAUGGUCCUUCAAGUUACCGAAUUUCACAGCACCCCAUGGAAUUCAGCCUUGA